Messenger RNA from Penicillium robsamsonii, 1500 nucleotides. Its product is annotated as transcription factor domain-containing protein. Gene Ontology annotation, cellular component: nucleus. The record is from RefSeq and is a predicted model, not a curated record. Lineage: Eukaryota; Fungi; Ascomycota; Eurotiomycetes; Eurotiales; Aspergillaceae. The coding region runs from base 1 to 1500 and encodes 499 amino acids. Gene Ontology annotation, molecular function: DNA-binding transcription factor activity, RNA polymerase II-specific; zinc ion binding; RNA polymerase II cis-regulatory region sequence-specific DNA binding. Gene Ontology annotation, biological process: positive regulation of transcription from RNA polymerase II promoter by galactose; DNA-templated transcription. The transcript is spliced from 4 exons.
AUGGCAGAUAGCCUCAUGGAAGUUUACUGGGAAUGUGUCUUCCCUUUAUAUCCAUUUCUUGUCCCGGCUGAGAUGAAAACAGAGUAUACGAAAAUAUGGACUGGCGAUAGCCUGGAAUACGAUGAAAACAUGCUUAUGUGCACGCUGAAUGUUAUAUUCGCCUUGGCCAGUCAAUUGGCCGAUUUUGUCCGACCUAAUGAACGAGAAGCAUCAGCAGAUGCAUUCUUCUCCCGGGCGAAAGGCCUGUUUCAAUUCAAUCUUUGGGAUACUGGAUCUGCAGGUUUGAUUCAAUGCUUACUUCUCAUGGCCCAAUAUCUGCAAAGUACAGAUUCUGCACAUCAAUGUUGGAUUGUCACAGGGCUCGCGAUCCGUAAUGCUCAAAGUUUGGGACUCCAUCUUCCCCAAAACAUUGCCCGCCUUCGGAGUUUCCAAGAGCAACAGCUGGCGCGCAAAAUAUGGCACGGUUGUAUUUUAAUGGAUCGGGUUAUAUCUAUGACAUUUGGUCGGCCUCCCAUGAUCUCAAAGGCCUCUAGUGGGGCGGUUCCCCUGCCAGCCGCCGUUGACGACCAAUAUAUCCCAUAUGGGUCAAGCAAAGAGGUCUCCCAGCCUCCCGAUCGGCCUUCGAUGAUGGCAUUCUACGCUAAAUCAUUAGAACUUUACGAGGUCAUGAACGAUGUGCUUCUUAGUCUUUACAAACCAAUCUCUGACGAUAAUGCGGAAGAUAUCCAUGACUUCUAUUUCGAUAAUUCUGCAAGCGAGGGAGAGCGGACUAUCUUUGAGCUUGACCGCUCCCUCACUCGAUGGACACGAAGCCUUCCUCCGCACCUACGUGGAGAUUCUUCCACAGUAUCCACAAAUCCUAUAUUUUGCCGCCAAAGCAUUGUCUUGCGUGCGAGGUUUCUACACGUGCGGAUACUUUUGUUUCGGCCAACUCUCUCUAAAUACUGCGCUGUCCGGGAUAAUACGACGGCAUACCCAUUGGUCUCGACGAACGACUCUUUCACCCACCGUGUUGCGCUACAGUGCUCUAUCAUAUGUGUCAAAGCUGCUCAAGAGUCCAUCGAAUUAAUCUACAAUAAUGUCCCUGCUGACGGGACCGGUGGCCCCCUGCCGGCCUGGUGGUAUAACAUCCUUUACGUCUAUACCUCUGCAACUGUCUUAAUCGCUGGCCGUUUGUGCGCUGCGAUCCUUGCCGAGGUCACAGAAAGCUCGGUUGUCCAGUCCUGGAACCAUGCAUUGGAAGUUCUUCGAAAAUACCAAAGCUAUAGCACAUCCGCUCGCCGCUGUGUGGCAGCUCUUGAAAUUCUUUAUGAACAAGUCGCCUCUGAAGGUCUAAUGCCGAUCAGCCAUGUCCCGAGCCAUGAGACAGGGGCCAACGCAAGUGCAGGGAAUAAUAUAUCCUUUGGCGAAGGAAUGAAUGCGGCUAUCUUGGAUAGCUUCGAGUUUCCUGAUUUUCAAGAUAUGUCAUGGUUAAACAGUGUUCCAAGCAACUUUUUCUAG